Messenger RNA from Acaulospora morrowiae, 438 nucleotides. NCBI's taxonomy places the organism in Eukaryota, Fungi, Glomeromycota, Glomeromycetes, Diversisporales, Acaulosporaceae. The record is from the annotation of a GenBank genome assembly.
AUGGCAUCUAAUAACAUGAACAACCCUUUCUAUUUAGGUCAACCCAUACAAACAACUCUUCGCCAACAAGCAAAUGCUAAUCGAAUAUCCGUUAAUGUACCAUCGGUUAAACAAAUUUCCCUCUCAAUGAAGAUACAAGAAAAGCAGGAGGAAUAUAAUAAUUUGUUAGUCCUCAAAAAAACUUCACAAGAAUUUGCAGAGUAUUUUAACGUGUUGGCCUCACAAUUCGAAGAGUUGAAUAACGGUUGUGAAACUGUUGCUACAGUUUUUCGUAACUGGCAAACAGUUUUCCGAUCGGUUCUUCUACCUGAAGAAACAAAAGACACAGUGUGUUCCGAAGCUGGCAACGAAUAUCACACGCAUCAUAACGACGCAAGUUAUCGUGGAAAAGCCGAAUCCGAGCCCCGAAUGCCAGUCGUCGCACUUGGUGUAUCUUAA